Messenger RNA from Aspergillus puulaauensis, 1014 nucleotides. It is a transcript of the gene NAT3, whose product is annotated as arylamine N-acetyltransferase family protein. Gene Ontology annotation, molecular function: acetyltransferase activity. The transcript has 2 exons. The record is from RefSeq and is a predicted model, not a curated record. Bases 1 to 1014 code for a protein of 337 amino acids. Lineage: Eukaryota; Fungi; Ascomycota; Eurotiomycetes; Eurotiales; Aspergillaceae.
AUGAAUACAGGCGCCGUGAUGGAGGAAUCCGCUUAUUCUACGGACCAAGUCACGGCAUGGCUCCAACAUAUCCGUCUUCCAACGUCUUACUCGGAAUAUACUGUAAAUCCUGGCAUAUUCCCGCAAACGUACGAGGCCCUCAGUACGUUGAUGAGAUGUCAAAUCUCGAGAUUUCCCUACGAGAACCUUUCUGUCCAUUACUCGCCGACGCAUUUAGUGGACAUUCGCCCGGAGGUCCUUUAUGAAAAGUUGAUGGGCCCAGGAAGAGAUGGAGCCAACGGAAGAGGAGGCUAUUGCAUGGAGCUUAGCAUCUUCUUCUACCAUAUGCUUCGGACCUUGGGGUUUCGCGUGUAUAUGACCGGAGUCAGGAAUCGUUCGAGAACAAACGGGGUGCCUGGAGGAGAAUAUCAGGGAUUCACUCAUAUCAACAACAUUGUACACCUGCCUUCCGGUCAACGUUUCUCUAUCGACGUUGGGUUCGGCGGGGAUGGGCCAACAAGCCCGCUUCCCCUUGAUGAGCAGGGACGAGCCGUGCAGAACCUUGGCCGUCAAGAAGUCCGGCUUAUCCAUGAUAAUAUCCCGAAACAGAGAGUCAACGAUACCAAGCUCUGGAUAUACCAGUAUCGAAAUGCGCCGGAGAAUGCUUGGAACUCAUUCUAUAGCUUUGCAGAGCUCGAGUUCUUUCAGGAGGACUUUGAAGUGCUGAAUCUGUGGGGAUCCGCAAAGACGUUGCACCGGUGGACUGUUCUUGUGGUUCGAUUCUUGCGGGAUGGUGAAGAUGUUCGGUUCUCUGACAACCCCAACAUCCUGCUUGACGAUGAUGACAUCAAGAUCGUCGGAAAAGCCAUGUUGGUAGACAACGUGAUUAAAGUCAACCUAGGAGGAAAGACAAGUAUCGUGCAUUCAUUCGAUUCGGAAGAAGGCAGAUUGCAGGCUCUCAAAUAUUAUUUCGGUAUUACGUUGACAGAGCAAGAGGCGCAAACCAUUCGAGGCUGGGAUAAGGCACUCGGUUAG